CAUUCCAUAGAUAAGUCAAGUGCAUAGAACUCAUAGUUCAACAUUCUAUAGAGCACUACUAGAACUUAACAGUUAUACAACCCAUAGUUACUGUCUUGGUUGUCAAAAGAGCUAAUUCAUACAACCCAUAGUUACUGUUUUGGUUGCAUAUCUGGUGUAAUGGAGGCUCGCACAUGUUUACCAUCAAUAGCUCCAAUAUAAUCCUAUUUGGUGAAAACAAAAACCCAAAAAUUAGGAUCUAAACAAAUUCAUGCCUACAAUGACAAAAUGUAGUUGUCACAUGGUCUCAUACCUUAAAGUAUGGAUCCCACCGGUAGUUUCCUUCUAUUUUGGUUUGGGUCUCCAAUGAAGGCUUCCUAAUAAGGUCAUCUCUAAGCUCGCCAAUAGCAUGGAGUACCCUUUGGAAGUAACGGCUCACAACUUCACCGGAUCUACCAAAACUGGCGCCAAUUACCCUAUUUCCAAUGUUGUACCCAACGGUGUGCAAGAACAUUGCUACUUGUUGCUCAAUAGUCAAAUGUAUUGUGUCCUUUAGCAAGUUGCGAUCCCUAAAGAGUUAACAAAACCUAAAGAAAGGUACUCUCCGAAGUCUAAGCAUGUUCACGCAAGUUGUGUCAUUCUUCCAUAUUUUGUUGUCAAAAUACUCUCUUCUCAUCCUAUCUCUCUCAUCAAUUGGGGCAUACGUAAUUGCUUCUCUCCUUUUUCUUUUUCUGGAUUGAACAACCAAUGUUAUCAUGUUGAUAAACCAUUGUGCCGCAGCCGCAUAAAUUAACAUCUUUGCCUUUCUGUCCAUCUACAAUGUAGUAUAGGAUUCAGCUAUAAUAUGCAGUACAGGGUUUAGAGAUAAAAUAUGCAGUAUAUGAUUUACAGCUAAAAUAUGUUAUCUUUUGUCUCGCUGUCCAUCUACGUGUGAACAAGAAUUCAAUAGCACACCGUAUGUGUACAAAUGGCCAACUACUUAGAACCAAAACCAACAUUCUUUUUCCACUGCCAAACAUUUUACUAAAGAACAGAAUAAGAUUUAGGGGAGAAAUAACCAGAUUGUAGUUGUGCUGCUGCUGCUAGAUGUACUGACGGUGGCCUUCAACUUUCCUGUGCCAGAAAAUUAAAUCAAUCAGCGAACUACACAUGAGCAGAGACCACGCAUCACCAGCCCCUGCACGCACGGAACACUAGCACACAUCUAGCACACGCAGCCGUGCGCACGCGGGCGAGCCGUUCAGACCCAUGCAGGCAGCCGUGCGCACGCAUCAGUCACCGGGCGCCCGCGCCUCCUCAAGCCCCCAGUCGCCGGUCUUGAGAACCAGCUGCGCCGCCGCCAGGCUUGAGAUCCAGCCGCGUGCGCGCCUCCUGAGGCCCCCAGCUGCCGUCGGCCUUGAGAUCCAGCCGCGCCGCCGCCUCAAACCCUUGCUCGCAUCGCCCGGGGACACCCUUCGCAAUGGUAGAUCCGGUGAAGUUGUGAGCCGUUACUUCCAAAGGGUACUCCAUGCUAUUGGCGAGCUUAGAGAUGACCUUAUUAGGAAGCCUUCAUUGGAGACCCAAACCAAAAUAGAAGGAAACUACCGGUGGGAUCCAUACUUUAAGGAUUAUGUUGGAGCUAUUGAUGGUAAACAUGUGCGAGCCUCCAUUACACCAGAUAUGCAACCAAAACAGUAACUAUGGGUUGUAUGAAUUAGCUCUUUUGACAACCAAGACAGUAACUAUGGGUUGUAUAACUGUUAAGUUCUAGUAGUGCUCUAUAGAAUGUUGAACUAUGAGUUCUAUGCACUUGACUUAUCUAUGGAAUGUUGAAUUAUUAUAUGUGACGAGGUUCAAAAAUUCUACUAUUGUUUUGUUUUGGUUUGCUGUGAAAAAGUUAAGAUUUUCGAAAUUAUGACUGCACAUACUGUAUUUUCCUUUCCAUUGAAAAAGUGCAAAUUAUGAGGGUAAUCUCACCACCUAAAAUAAAAACGGUUACCACAACCCUUAUCCUUCAUUUGUCCCUCGAACCAAACACUUCAAUGGCUAUCCUCAGCCACUUUUCAUCCUUUAAGUCAAACAAAACAUGUGAUAACCCCACCUUUCCGACCAAACAAAAAAAAGGGCUAUCCCUAGCCACCUGGUUGGGGAUACCCACAACCACCCUAGCAUGUCUCUCAAACCAAACACAUCCUUAGUUUACAAUGGAUUUUUGUUUUGUUUUGUUUGCAGGUUCAUUGCGCCAGUGGCAAGCAGUUGAUAGUCCAUCCUCAGAUUUUUGUCUCCCUUGCACGCAAUAUGGACGA
Molecule: messenger RNA, 2264 nt
Organism: Triticum aestivum (bread wheat)
Lineage: Eukaryota; Viridiplantae; Streptophyta; Magnoliopsida; Poales; Poaceae
Exons: 2
Coding region: 1228-1656 (142 amino acids)
Source: RefSeq, a predicted model, not a curated record